Messenger RNA from Lutzomyia longipalpis, 1457 nucleotides. RefSeq names its product aminomethyltransferase, mitochondrial. Gene Ontology annotation, cellular component: mitochondrion. NCBI's taxonomy places the organism in Eukaryota, Metazoa, Arthropoda, Insecta, Diptera, Psychodidae. The transcript is spliced from 3 exons. The coding region runs from base 19 to 1401 and encodes 460 amino acids. Gene Ontology annotation, biological process: glycine catabolic process. Gene Ontology annotation, molecular function: protein binding; aminomethyltransferase activity. The record is from RefSeq and is a predicted model, not a curated record.
CCCAAAACUGGCCUCUUAAUGUUGGGGCAACUGAUAAGGAAUACUCUCGGAUGCUGCUAUGGGAAUUUUGUUGUUUUCAGUGCCUCUCUGGCCGUUCAGUGGCACCAACACGGAGCUAAUUUUCACAAGAAAAAUCCCAAAGAGUUUUCCCACUGUGGGUGUGUCUCCCAUCCUCCCGUAAUGAGUGCGUCAAAAAUUCUGAGAUCACUUGGAAGGAGGAAUUUCCUUUCACGUGGAUUUGCGUCGAAUGUUGCGGGUGAAAAGACCUCCCUGUAUGAUUUUCAUGUGGCAAAUCAGGGGAAAAUCGUGAACUUUGGGGGCUUCUUACUGCCCGUUCAGUACGGAGACUUUGGCAUUGCUGCAUCGCACAAACACACAAGGAGUAAGGCAUCCAUCUUCGAUGUCUCCCACAUGCUUCAAACCUACGUGAGAGGAAGCGCUGCAAUUGAUUGUUUGGAAUCAAUUAGUACAGCAGACAUUGGUGGUCUUCCCGAUGGUUCCUCCACAUUGACUGUUUUCACAAAUGAUCGGGCUGGGAUCCUCGAUGAUCUCAUCAUUACACGCCUCUCAGAGUCCCUUCUCUACAUCGUCUCCAAUGCUGGUUGUCGCCAGCAGGAUAUGGAUAUUAUGUCCGAAGCAGCUGAGCGGUUCCGGCGUCGUGGGAAGAAUGUCGAUUUGGAAUUCCUCAUGCCCAGCGAUCGUGCCUUGCUAGCUGUUCAGGGUCCCGAUGCUGUACGCUGCCUCCAGGAGAUUUGUGAUACAGAUCUGCGGUAUUUGCACUUUAUGACAUCCACACGUGCCGAUGUGGCGGGCAUUGAGAAUUGCCGGGUCACCCGUUGUGGCUACACGGGAGAGGAUGGCGUGGAGAUCUCCAUUCCGGCUGAUCGUGCGGUGCACAUUGCAGAAGCCCUCCUGGCGAGUAAGUUGAGUACAGUGAAAAUGGCUGGACUUGGUGCGCGUGAUUCGUUGCGUCUCGAAGCUGGACUCUGUCUCUACGGGAGUGAUAUUGAUCAGGAAACAACGCCUAUUGAGGCCAAUCUUGCAUGGCUUGUUGCAAAAAGACGAAGGACCGAAGGAGGUUUUCCAGGUGCCAGGAUAAUUGUGGAUCAGCUGAAGAAUGGAUGUUCACGACGUCGUGUGGGGAUUCGCUCAAUGGGUGGUCCCCCGGCGAGGCAUGGUGUGGAGAUCUUCACGGAAGAUGGGAAGGUUGCAAUUGGUAGUAUAACAAGUGGAUGUCCAAGCCCAAGUGCUGGUGGCAACGUUGCAAUGGGCUAUGUUGCAGAGGCUAGCAAAGCAAAUGGCACAAAGUUGCAGCUGAAGAUCAGAGACAAGCUCUUUCCAGCUGAGGUGGCAAAGAUGCCCUUUGUCAAGUCAAAUUACUACACAAAACCUAAAUCUUAAAUGAGACUUCUUCCACUCUGUAGGAGAAUAUUAUAGGAUAAUUUUUUAAUUACAAA